Entrophospora sp. SA101 is the source of this 2421-nucleotide messenger RNA. NCBI's taxonomy places the organism in Eukaryota, Fungi, Glomeromycota, Glomeromycetes, Entrophosporales, Entrophosporaceae. The record is from the annotation of a GenBank genome assembly.
AUGAAUGUAUUGAAAUCUAUUACAAAAUAUUGGAGGCGUAAACCUGAUAAAAAAUGUAGAAUUGGUGAUCUGGAAGGUCUUGUUCAUAAGAGUGAAGAAAAAUGUCAAUCGCUUUCAAUUAUUGGCAUGAAGGUGGAUAUUUGUAAAUUGUAUGGUCACAAUGAAGAGCGACCAUCUAAAUGUAUAGGUGAAUAUGAAGGAAAUAGUGGAUAUGUUGAAAUUUCGAAAUCACAAUGUGUAGGUGGAGUUGACUGGACAAAGAAAAUUAAAAAGAAAUGUGAAAGCACAGAAAAUACUGAAAUAGUCACUUCAAUGAUGACAUUUGAAUCAAUUAUCAUGGGUUAUAUCUAUUUUGGCAAUAGUGAGACUAUUCGUACACUAAAUAACGAAGUUUGGAUAAGUUAUGACCAAGGAUUUAUAUGGAAAAUGCCCUCAUUUAUGGAAAAAGAACAUUAUAUGACUAUUGAUUCUGGAGCCAAUUUCAUUAAACUUAGUGUUGAAAUGAAUCCUAAAUUGCUUCAAAUACCUGUUCUUGAUUUCCAUCCUGUUAAACCAGACUGGUUAAUUUAUACAGGAAGUGUAGACUGUGAGUCUAUUCUUUCACCCAAUUGUCACGCAGUUGCUUAUUAUACAACAACGAAUGGACAAUCUUGGACAGAAUUAAACAAAUAUGUGAAAGUUUGUACAUGGGCAAGAGAUGCUAAAUUUAAGACAUCGGACACAUUGAUAUUUUGCGAAUCAUAUCUUGAAAAAUCAGGUUCACAAUUCUCAUUUAUCAACAAUCCACUUCGACUUAUCUCUAGUACAGACUAUUUCAGAUUAGAAAAUAAUAAUAAUAAAUUAUUUGAUAACAUUAUUGGUCUUGCCACCUUUGAAGAAUAUAUGGUGGCAUUUACUGUUUUAGAAUCUACCACACAUUCAAUCAUACUUCAUGUUACCACAUCAUCGUUAAUGAAUAAUCAAUGGGGAAACAUUUUAAAAUCUAAUUAUAACAGAACUUACCAUUCACUUUCAUUGGAACAUGUUAAUCAUGAUGUUUGUGGAUUUGUUGAUUUUGAGAAAAUGAGAGGAAUUGUUGGAAUUUCAAUGGCAAACAUUGUUGGUAAUGUUCAUGAAGUUAAUAUGGGCAAUAAUAAAAAAUUAAAAUCUAAAAUAACAUUUAAUGAUGGAAACACAUGGAGCUUUUUAAAUCCUCCUAAAGAAGAUGCAAAUGGUCGAAAAUAUGAAUGCAAUGAUUGUAAUUUGCAUCUUCACAGUUAUACAGAAAGAAGAGACCCUCGUGAUGCAUUCAGUAGUAGUACAGCUGUUGGAUUAAUGAUGGGUGUAGGGAAUGUUGGAGAUUAUUUAACCCCAUACUCGGAGGGUAACACUUACCUGACAAAUGAUGCAGGAUUCACAUGGAGAGAAGUCAAAAAAGGUGCUUAUAUGUAUGAAUUUGGAGAUCAAGGUGCAAUUAUAGUUAUAAUGGAUGAUAAGUCACCUACAGAUCAUGUAUUGUAUUCAUUUGAUGAAGGCCAAUCAUGGUCUGAAUUUAAAUUUUCAACUGAACUUGUCAGAGUACGUGAUAUUGCUACAGUACCUGGUGGAAUUAGUAGGAGGUUUAUCUUGAGAGGUAGCCCUCAAAAUAACUAUAACAAAGAAGUAAUAAUUCAUCUUAAUUUUGAAGGCAAGCUUUCAAGAAAAUGUAAAUUGGACAUGAAUGAUGAUGAGAAUGAUGAUUUUGUUUUAUGGUAUCCUACUCACAUAGGAGGAUCAGAAAAAUGUUUGUUUGGUCCUGAGAGUGGAUAUCACCAUAGAAUAGUUGAAAAGAACUGUUAUAUUGGCAACGAACUUAUUCAACCUAAAACAAUUGAUAAGGAUUGUGUUUGCACCAUGCAUGACUUUGAAUGCGAUUACAAUUAUGUCCAUAAAAAUGGUAGUGAUAAAUGUGAAUUAUUUCCUGGUGCCCAGCCUUUGGCUGAAGAUCCAAAUGAUAUGUGUUCUAGUAGUGAUCAUUAUUAUAAAUCAAUAGGGUAUAGAAAGGUUAAAAUGAGCUCAUGUAAAGGGGGCGAAGAGAAUUAUAUGGGUGAAAAAAUACCAUGUCCUGGACGAAUAGUUGGCUCAACAAGUUUCUGGGUAUUCUUUAUUAUUGUAAUAUUUAUUUCUGUAGGAAUCACGACAGCAUAUUUAAUAUACAAAAAUGGUGGAGGUUCAAGAGGUCAUAUUCGUCUUGGAGAUACAUAUCACAGUUCUGGAUCAAUUUUAUCAACAAUCAAAGAUAUUUUUUACUCGAUCAGAGUGCCAAGAUCUGUUUCAAGAUUUUUCUCGAAACUUUCUAUACCAGGUUUUGGUUCUAGAUCUGCCAAUAGAUAUAAUUAUAGUCCAGUUUCUCAAGAUGAAUCACAUCAAGUUUCAUUAGAAGAUUAUGAUAAUGAUAAUUAA